AUGGACGAGGAACUCUACGACGAAUUCGGUAACCUGAUAGGUGGUGAAGCAGAAGAUUCAGACACACAAGAUGAGUCUCUGGUUCAAGAAGAAGAGUCAUCUGCCCUUCAAAUAGCAGAGGCAAACCCUUCAACAGAGAUAGUGCAUAGAGAGACUCUUGCUACGGCUUUUCCAGAUGAUGUUGAAAUCUUAGUAGAAACAGAAGACCACCAAGCUACGACAACGCCGUUGGUGGAACCAGCAGAGAUAAAUGUAAAGAAGCAGGCGUUGUAUACUGAGUCCAUAAAACACUUGCCCCGAGUUAAUUACGAUCGUGACUACUUCUCGACCCUACAUGAAAUCCCUGAGAGAACAAUGAAUGUCACGAUACUUGGACCUCUGCACUCAGGGAAAACGUCUCUGGUGGAUCUUCUAAUCCUACAGGCCCACAAAAAACUUCCUGGUACGUCAAAAAACGUUAGAGAAGGAUGGAAGCCGCUAAAAUACAUGGAUAAUACAAAAUUGGAGAUUGAACGAGGUAUCAGCUACAAGUUGAAUGGUUUCAGUUUUUUAGCCACCGAUCUACAACAAAAAUCCGUCGCACUUACAGUUCUUGACUGUCCAGGUCAUGUGAAUUUCAUAGACGAGGUUGCUGUAUCACUUGCAGCGUCGGACACCUGUGUGAUUGUGGUUGAUGUAGUCGAGGGCGUCACGUCCAUAGUGCAGCAACUGAUAAAACAGUGCGAAAAGCACGGCCUGCCAAUUGUGUUCGUUCUCAACAAAGUUGAUAGAUUGAUCUUGGAGCUCAAACUUCCCCCACAAGAUGCAUACCUUAAGCUUGCAAACAUCGUCAACCAGAUCAACAGCUUCUCCAACGGGUCUUACUCCCCAGAGCAAGGAAACGUUUUGUUUUCAUCUGCAAAACUCGGAUUCACGUUUAGCAUAGAAGAAUUUGUGCUUUACUAUUACUCAAAACAGCUUGGUAUGGAUAAACUUGAAGGUUUUCUCAAACGCAUGUGGGGAAACAUUUACUUCCAAGAUGGGAGGUUUUCCAAAGUGACCAAUCAAUCAGGGUUAACAACAUUUUCGGAAUUCAUUUUAAUUCCUCUUUACAAAAUCUUUACACACUCGCUGUCAAACGAUCCUGAAAAUCUCGCGGUAAUAUUAAAACGCGAAUUUCGAGUGACAUUACCUCGCGAAUAUUUCAAAAUAGACCCCCAGCCAUUACUUCGAAAGGUGCUUGGGUUGAUUUUUCGAGAUCAAGCAGGUUUCGUUGGCUCUGUAACUUCUUUUGGCUCCUUUGCAUGUGAAGCAGCCCCGCUAAAAAAGAAGUUCUUUGAUGUCGCCGCGAAUGAGAACGACACUUUGGCCCAUGUCUUAAAGUUAAUGGACUAUUGCGGGGAUGUUUGGGCUCUAGUGAGGGUAUAUCAAGGCGUGCUGAACAAACAUGCUAUGAUAAAAGUGCUGGACGGAGGUUUGCCUCCUGAGGACGACGCUCCAGAAGUUGAAAUACAGGACAUCGCAUUGAUGGGCGGAAGGUACGUUUUUCCAGUAGAAAAAGCGCACGAAGGACAGAUUGUACUUGUCAAAGGCAUUGACCAGUAUAUCACAAAAUCGGGAACUUUAGCUAGUUCAACCUCAACAAUCUUCCCUCCUAUUGAUUAUAUCAAUGAUCCGGUGUUCAAGGUUGUGCUUCAAGUACUGCACCCACAAGAGUUGCCUCUCAUGCUCGAAGGUCUAAAGAAAGUGAACAAGUUUUACCCUGGAAUGUUCACCUGUGUGGAAGAAAGCGGUGAAAAUGUGAUACUGGGCACAGGCGAACUGUACCUUGAUUGUCUUCUCUACGAUUUAAGAACAAACUAUGCGAGAAUAGAAAUUCAAGUUUCAAGCCCGCUUGUAAAGUUCUCCGAAACCUGCGUAGGCGAGUCUUUCGCAUCCAUCCCCGUAAGCGGAGCAAGUGGCCACCUGGAGCUAAGCAUCGCCGCUCAGCCUUUGGAACGCGAACUAGCUGAGGAUUUGGCGAGUGGAGCAUUGGCAGAGAGUGAAAUACAGAAUAAGCGUCAGCUCUCGAAGAAGCUUAGAGAGAAGUAUAGCUGGGAUUCAUUAGCGGCAAGGAACGUUUGGAGCUUACGCAGUAGUAAUGUUCUCGUUGAUGACACCCUUCCUGAUGAAACUGACAAAGAGCGUCUAGCGGAAGCUAAACACUCUAUAUGCCAGGGCUUUGAAUGGGCUACAAGGGAAGGUCCGCUCGCUGAAGAGCCAAUACGUGGCGUCCACUUCAGGCUUCUAAGUGUUUCCAUGGGGGAUGACGUGCGUGCAGGCCAGCUCAUACCUCUUGUGCGGAAAGCUUGCUACGUGGCUAUGUUGACCGCGACGCCGGCGCUUCUGGAACCAAUCUACGAAGCCUGCGUUCUUGUUCACGAUGACGCGGCAGACGUGGUUGAAGAGUUAUUUUCGAAAAGACGUGGUGCGCGUGUCUACAAUCGAGUCAAGAUCCCUGCAACGCCGUUGAUCGAACUGCGAGGCCAGAUCCCUGUAAUCGAUUCUAUUGGUUUUGAAACCGACCUGAGACUCGCCACUAACGGCACAGGUAUGUGUCAAUUGCAGUUCUGGAACAAAAUUUGGAGAAAGGUUCCAGGAGAUGUUAUGGACGAAGAUGCUGUAAUACCAAAGUUAAAACCAGCACCCAGGGAUAGUAUGAGUCGUGACUUUGUCAUGAAAACAAGACGAAGGAAAGGACUGUCCAGCGAAGGCUACGCUACGCAAGACGGGCCUUCGCUGGCUAGGUAUAUUGAGCCCGAGCUGUUCCAAAAAUUAAAAGAUAACAAUUUGGUUUAA
This is a messenger RNA of Lachancea thermotolerans CBS 6340, 2817 nucleotides long. It is a transcript of the gene SNU114, whose product is annotated as U5 snRNP GTPase SNU114. Gene Ontology annotation, cellular component: U4/U6 x U5 tri-snRNP complex; U2-type catalytic step 2 spliceosome; cytosol. The transcript has 2 exons. Gene Ontology annotation, biological process: mRNA splicing, via spliceosome. The coding region runs from base 1 to 2817 and encodes 938 amino acids. Gene Ontology annotation, molecular function: translation elongation factor activity; GTP binding; U5 snRNA binding. NCBI's taxonomy places the organism in Eukaryota, Fungi, Ascomycota, Saccharomycetes, Saccharomycetales, Saccharomycetaceae. The record is from RefSeq and is a predicted model, not a curated record.